Molecule: messenger RNA, 765 nt
Organism: Puccinia graminis f. sp. tritici CRL 75-36-700-3
Lineage: Eukaryota; Fungi; Basidiomycota; Pucciniomycetes; Pucciniales; Pucciniaceae
Exons: 3
Coding region: 1-765 (254 amino acids)
Source: RefSeq, a predicted model, not a curated record
AUGCAAAGCAAUGAUGAAUGUAAUGGGGUUGGGGAUCCAAUUCCCCUUUCGCAAGGUGACCCAGGCUCGCAGCCAACCUCACAGACGCAAGGGACCCUCCUGUCUGGUUGGAGUGCCACACAAUCACACCCCCUAGACCAUCCGGACAAAUCUAACAACGACUCGCUCGCUGAGUACGCCAAGUUUUCCCAAUCUUCGGGGCACCUGUCUACCAUGGCCAACCUGGGCUCAACCUCCGUCAACCCGGGCACGACCUCGGCCGGGGCAACGACAAGGCCGUCCGCAAAUAUGACUAAUCGGGUGGACAACAAACACCAGGCAGCAACAUUGACUUCAAGUGCUCGCUCGACUAACACCGCGCCGGCGACUGCGACUGCGCCUUCGUUGGCUACUGCUCCAACGCCUGCUGCUACUCAGGGAACAGCUGCUGCACUUUGUGCCAAGGCUGGACAGCCCCAAGCGGCCCUGCAUACAACUCUCGCAACAUUUUUCAACCACGAGGCGCGUGCGGCCCGCGAACAGGAGUCUAGUAUGUCUCAAUUCUACGCGGUGCGGCUUCAAGAGGCAAAUUCAACGAUUGAGGAUCUGGAACAAACCCAACUCGACCUCGCAUCGAAGACCUCCAAGAACCAGGAUUUGCGGCACCGGAUUGAUCUGAUGCAACUCCGGAUGGAGAUGCACCACGCGCAAGCCAAUGGGUAUGGCUUGCAAAGUAUGAUGCACGCGCCGGUGUACGUGCAUUCAAACACUAAUCAAACCUCUUAG